Maniola jurtina (meadow brown) is the source of this 948-nucleotide messenger RNA. RefSeq names its product calsenilin-like. Gene Ontology annotation, molecular function: calcium ion binding. The coding region runs from base 311 to 922 and encodes 203 amino acids. The record is from RefSeq and is a predicted model, not a curated record. NCBI's taxonomy places the organism in Eukaryota, Metazoa, Arthropoda, Insecta, Lepidoptera, Nymphalidae. The transcript has 8 exons.
GGCAGUGGUAGCGAGUGGUCGCGUCGCCAGCCCACGUACCGCGCAACCACCUGUUCGCAUCACAAAAAUAAACACCUUCGCGACCAUUCCGCGUAAAAACACAUCAAAAACCAUCCCUCAUUUACCUUUACAUACAUUUAUUUUAUUAUUUGUUUAUUUUAUGUAAUACUUAUUGUGUUUUAUCGGAUAUUUCAGUGCAGGCUCGGCGAGUAAAAAAAUUUAAUGUACAGUGAACAGUGAGUGAAAACCAAGAAAGAUAUUGUUAUAGUGUUCAUCGCACAUCGAACAUCGCACUUCGGAUAGCUCCACUAUGAGUGUGGAAGACGAGUUCGACGACGCGGGCUCCAACGUGUGGUGUCCCGGCGCGCGCUACCGCCCCGAGCCGCCCGACGCGCUCGCGCGCGCGUCGCACUUCACGCAGCACGAGAUCAAGCUCAUGUACCGCGGGUUCAAGCAGGAAUGCCCGACCGGCGUGGUGGACGAGGAGGCCUUCAAGAACAUCUUCUCGCAGUUCUUUCCUCUUGGUGACGCAUCUCAGUACGCGCACUUCGUGUUCAACACGGUGAAGCACAAGCAGAGCGGGAAGCUCAACUUCGAGGAGUUCCUGGGCACGCUGUCGCGCGUGGGGCGCGGCUCGCGGCAGGAGAAGCUGUCGUGGGUGUUCGCGCUGUACGACGCGGACGGCGACGGCCGCAUCUCGCGCGCCGAGAUGCUGGCCGUGGUGCAGGCCGUGUACGAGCUGCUGGGCCGCGCCGCCGCGCCGCCCGUGCCGCGCGGCGCCGCCGAGGACCACGUCGACAGGAUCUUCCACCUGAUGGACACGAACGCGGACGGCGUGGUGACGCCGGACGAGCUGGCGCGCUGGUGCGCGCGCGACCCCGCGCUGCUCAGCUCGCUGGACACGCUCGACACCGUGUUGUGAUCCGCCCCCACCCCCUCCCGCUCCCC